UUUACUUGUUUAUUACCUUGUAACCUGACAGGUGGUCAGGUGUUUGGAAGAGACGUGAUUACAAAAGCGUUAAAUUAGUAUGCCUCCACUGAGAACUUUUAUAUUGGGUUCAGAUUAUUUUGGUGCGUGGAAAUCUGGCAAAUCACCUUUUCCGCAUUUUCUCCUUCUCUCCUCAUUCCCUGCACGUGUCUUUUUGGUUAGCACACUUGGUUUACUCCAGUUACUUCUUAAUUAGCUGCUUUACAGGAUUACUAAACAAGAUUAGAAGAAGGGAAAAAAGGAAAAUCCCUUCCAUCUGCCUACCUGCCAAAGGAUUGCCACAGUUAUACACCUGCGCUCUUCUUUGGCAAUCUGGAUAGCACUUUAUAACAACAAUAUACUGCCGUAACUAUCAGUGGAUACGGUGUAACAGGUAUGCACAGGUGUGGGAAGGUUUGGUCACAUCGUCCGGAGUGAAGCAGCGACUAUUUUACAAAAGCUUAAUUUUCAACUCACAGGAAGUCACUAUGUGGAAGCUCACAUGGACCAGUGUCCUGUGUUGUUUAGGCUGUAUUUUUGCAGUAGGCCAGCUGGAUAUUUCUGCAGGGGAGGUUGACUGGAUUCCCAUGCUUGGAAAUCCAGAUAAGCAUUCACAAAGAUUGUUUCGAAUGUUUGUCGAAAAGCCUGGAGACCAUGGACUAUUGCCAAGGCAUAAGCGUAAUGUUUUUCUGUCCAGUGGAGUACGCCACUGCAGUCAAGAAACACUGCAGCAAGCCAUCACUGACCACCUCAAAUACUACCAGCUCAGAGUGUGUCAGGAAAUCGUGUGGGGGGCUUUCAAAAUCUUCUUGGACCGCCUCCCCAAUCAAGAAGAAUACAAGAGCUGGAUGAGCCAGUGCCAGACAGAACGAGUCUCCAUACAGGAGAUUGGCGCUGCCUUUAGCCAAUCAGAAGAACACUUAGCACUUAUCCACAGAAGACUUGCGCAGACAAGACUGAAAAGUAAGACACCUACAUACUCUGUAUGCAGCAGUACUGAGGAGUCUUCCCAAGAGCAAGACCGUGUGCCACCAGGUGAUGAGCUUCCAGCAGAGACCACUGUGGUGGUGACCACAGCAGUUCCAGAUGAGGUUAUCUCAGAGAGCAUGAAAGAAGUUACUGCAGAAGCACCAUCUGCUGUCAUGAUAAUGAAGAUGGAUACUGAGAUCACUAAUGAGAUUGAACAGGAAGCAGCUGCUUUGCCUUCAGGUCCUCUGGUUGAGCAGAGGGUGGAGUUGGCUAUGUUAUUGACUGGAGAACCAUGGAGUGAAGAGCUGUUCAACUCCACCAGCAGUAAACAUGGCAGACUCACUCAGAGGAUCACAGAGAAGAUUUCAGAUGCUUUGGAGGAAUUAAAAGAAUUCAAGAGUGUAUCAGUAUUGAACAUCAGGCCACAGCUGGAUCCCUUAAGUGGUGAUAAAGCAGUAUUGGUGGAAUAUGUUGUGUCCCUCCAGUCCAGCAGUGAAAAGAUCAGCAGUGAGACACUAGACUUCAUUCAUCUUCAAUCCAACAUGGUAGAGGGCACCUUUAGUUACUUAGAGAGGCCCACUGUUCAGUACACCAUUAUUGACCUCCACCUUGACAUCACUGAGGCUCUGCAUGUGGAAAUCUCUCCAGAGGAAACCCAUCCUGCAGAGGAAUCUAUAGACCCCGACCACAAGGAUGAUAUUUUAGCAGUAGAAACACCAUCCAAGCUGCCAGAAGAGGUGGUGCAGGAGGUCUUUACUGUUGGUGAACUUUUGGAUUCUACAAUGUCAGAAGAGGAAGACCUUCAAGACAAGGACUUGGUGUCACAGUUUCCUCCUAACCAAACUCUUGCUGUGGAAGGUGAAGCUGUAGCUCCCUUUAUUGACAACAAGCAAGACUUUGACUUGACAAUGGAUGACUUUGAUCUUGCUUCUGGAUCUGGUGCAGAAGACGAUUGGGUAACUGUUCUUACUAGGGCUCAAGAGCCAGAUGGAGAGACAGAGGGUAAGAAAGAGGUUUUAAGUGAUGUAGACAAACCACAAAUAGAGGACUAUGAAUUCUACACAAUUGCAACAGUGGUUGAAGAGGACCAGAUCUUGCCUGAGAAAACUCCUGAACUGAUUACUGUUAAAGCUGGAGAAGAUGGAAACCUACAGGUUGGUAGCAAUGUGCCCACAAUGCCACCAGUCAAAGUGGCUGAGGCAGAAUCUACCCUAAAACCCGAAGAAGACCUCAUACUACCCGAAGACAAGGAGGGAACUAUUUUAACAGAAAAGCAGAAGGAUGGGGAAACUGAAGUUGCAUUGAUCACAAAGGAUGAAUCAGAAGAGGUUGAAGUAGAGGAAUUGGAAGAAUCUGUUGACAGUACCACAAUGGCACAUCAGAAUGAUUUCGUACUAACAGAUGUUUCAGAUAUACAGUUUUCAGAGGAAGUUCUAACAGAGGAUGAGAUCAUAUUGGUCACCAUUGAACCAGCAAGCCCAGUCUACCCAACACUUAUUCCACCUGAGAAAGAACCACCCUUCCCCCUCAACCCCAUGAUGACCCCAGCGGAGGUCGAGUUAGUGCAUACCUUAAACUCAGAAGUCAUGACUACAUUUCUAGAUGUGAUCCAUUACAAAGAGGUAGAGGGUAGUGGCAUCCCUGGUGUCAUCCAGGGCGGUGAAGUUUCCAGCGUUGCCUUGCCAACUAACCCUGGGCGGUCUUUGAUGGUGUUUUUCAGUCUUCGUGUAACUAACAUGAUAUUCUCUGAGGAUCUGUUCAAUAAGAGCUCUGCAGAGUACAAAGCCUUGGAGCAACAGUUCCUUGAACUGCUGGUACCAUAUUUGCAAUCAAACCUCAGUCACUUCGAGAACCUGGAGAUCUUGAACUUCAGAAAUGGAAGCAUUGUGGUGAACAGCAGAAUGAAGUUUGGGAAGCCUAUUCCUCGUGAAGUCAUUACUGCUGUUUACAUCAUUCUAGAGGACUUCUGCAACACCGCUUACCAGACCAUGAACCUCGCCAUUGACAAAUAUUCAUUGGAUGUUGAAUCAGGGCAACAGGCAGACCCGUGCAGGUUUCAGGCAUGUAAUGAGUUUGCUGAAUGCACAGUGAACCAAUGGUCAGGUGAAGCUGAAUGUGUGUGUAAUGCUGGUUACUUCAGCGUGGACGGACUACCCUGCCAGAGCAUCUGUGACCUUCAACAUGACUUCUGCUUGAAUCAUGGGAAAUGCGAUGUCAUUCCAGGCCAAGGAGCCAUCUGCAGGUGCCGUGUUGGGGAAAACUGGUGGUACCGAGGAGAACAUUGUGAAGAGUAUGUUUCUGAGCCACUCGUGGUUGGCAUUGCCAUAGCAUCUGUUGUCGGAUUCCUUCUGGUGGCGUCAGGAGUAAUCAUCUUCUUAGUAAGAACUCUGAGACACCAGUAUGAUAAGGAUGAAACGGAGGACCCAGUACGGGGAGAGGACAGCCCACCAUUUCUAGACAGGGCCACUAAGUAUAACCCCAUGUUCGAGAAUGAAUUCACUACAGGUUACAGCCAUUACUACCAGCAGUACCCCGGGCCCUUAGUUCACAGCAGCCCCAGUGCUGAGGCAUCCACAGAGUUCAGCAGCGAAGAGAUACGGCAUGUUUAUGAGAACAGUGAACUCACCAAGGAGGAUAUUCAAGACCGCAUCCGCAUUCUUGAACUCUACACAAGAGAUCAUCAGUUUGCAGAUUUUUUGAAGCAGCAUCAAAUGCGAGUAUUUUAUUUUUAUUUUUUUAAGAUGCCUUAACCUAUAGCUUUGCUUAUUUUCUUCCCUCAUGUCAUUUUAUUUUUAUUUUAUCAGAGCGAUGGAUCAUCAAAGGGAAAGUUCCUCCAAUAAUCAAUAGCUGUCCAGUGUCCAAUAGCCUGCUGAGUGCAAAACAAUGAAGAAACUUGCAUUGUCUUUUGGUAAAUGGCACCUUAGUGAUUCCAGAGCAAUUUCUCUUCAGCCUCUCAGAUUUUACCAUCACAAAUUAAAAUGGCUACCUAUGGAUACUUCUUAAAAUAAGAUUCAAGGAAUUUUCUGUCACAGAACAGGAUCUUGGUCACAAAAAAAAUAUCCUUGUCAUUCAUUGAAAUGUUUUGUAAGUGCCUUCUGAUCUUAAAGCUGUGGCCCAUCUCUCAGACAAUCAAUCUUUGGUGUUAAACAAAAAAAAUCCUUGAUGCAUUAAUCCUGAAAGUUACUUGAAUCAUAGACCAUUAAUCUUGUAUUACCCUUUUAGUACAUUGCUGUACCUUCACUGCUUCACUGCUUGUCAGAGAUUACAAGCUGUUUUGUAUUAAGUCAAAUCAGGCUGCUUAUUUUAAUUUUUAAGACGUUUAAGAAGUUCACUCGUGGCCAUCUUGGAUGCAUCCGGGCAGCUAUUUUCUAUGUAGGUAUUAACAUUUUUACAAGUACAGCUCCUAUAUACUUGAAGAUUGACCAAAACCACCAAGACAUUUUAAAUAAGUAGUAAAAUCUGACAGCAG
Messenger RNA from Carassius carassius (crucian carp), 4456 nucleotides. RefSeq names its product interphotoreceptor matrix proteoglycan 2-like. The transcript has 20 exons. NCBI's taxonomy places the organism in Eukaryota, Metazoa, Chordata, Actinopteri, Cypriniformes, Cyprinidae. The coding region runs from base 507 to 3737 and encodes 1076 amino acids. Gene Ontology annotation, molecular function: hyaluronic acid binding; heparin binding. The record is from RefSeq and is a predicted model, not a curated record. Gene Ontology annotation, biological process: visual perception.